Messenger RNA from Trichosporon asahii var. asahii CBS 2479, 1650 nucleotides. Its product is annotated as wd and tetratricopeptide repeat protein. The transcript has a single exon. Gene Ontology annotation, molecular function: protein binding. The coding region runs from base 1 to 1650 and encodes 549 amino acids. The record is from RefSeq and is a predicted model, not a curated record. Gene Ontology annotation, cellular component: nucleus. NCBI's taxonomy places the organism in Eukaryota, Fungi, Basidiomycota, Tremellomycetes, Trichosporonales, Trichosporonaceae.
AUGACUUUGGCCGACGUCCCGGCACCGCCCCCACCAAACGACGCCGAUGACGUACAGCGCAAGCUCUACCGUGGUCCAGCAGCCAGCAAUGUCAAGCCGACCACCUUGAACCUGUCCGAUGACGAGGAUGAUCUCCACAACAUCACCGCGCUGCUCGCUGCGCGCGCGGCCAUCACCGACCGCCUGGAGCAGUCGCCCUAUGACCUUGUUGCCUAUCUCCAGCGCAGCAGGGUGCACUCUCUCCUAGGCUACCCGGAUCUCGCCGCGGGCGAUGCUUACCGUGCCCUCCUCCUUUCCGACGAGGCUAACACCGAGGGUCUCGAGUUUCACGACGAAGCUCUCGAAGCGCUCGAGGUUUACACUACGGUCCCGCGAGCUCUCUCCGAUGUCGAGGCGCCCCCCGCCGGCGAUGAUCUCCAUCACCUCGGAUCUGUCCAGGCGUACACUCUCCUCGCUCGCGCUUUAAUCGAUGUUGGAUGCCUGAAGUCGGCCGCGACGUACGUCAAGCGAGGCCUCGACACUGCGCCCAACAACACCGCCCUCAUUGCUGCCCGCGACGCGCUUGAGGCGGCUGUCAAGUCUCGCCUAGGCCGCAUUCCCGGCGAUCUCUUCUCCCCCGACUGCUCGCUCCCCGACACAGCCCUGGUCCGCCGUGAAGUGUACCCCUGGAACGCUCAUGAACCGGACCGCUUCGCGCCCGAGUCGCUGGCCGAGCUGAAUGAGACGCUGAAGACCAUGGCACCAAAGUGCGCAGUGCAGGUCGCCACUCUCCCUGUCCUGGUCGACGGCGCUGCCGUUGAGGGCGCAACUUGCUCCCAGCUCGGCGUGUUCGCGACCGAGGAUAUCGCGCCUGGCGAGAAGGUGCUCGAGGAGUAUAGCUUGCUCACCGCCAGCAAUCGCAUGAAGGACAGUGUGUGCGACGCGUGUAGCACGCAGCUUCCGCGUGACCUCGACGGCGUUGUCAACUGCGACGAAUGCUACGACACCGUCUUCUGCAGCGAGUUCUGCCACGAUGCCGCGCAGGAACGCUACCAUCCAGCCGUCUGCGGCACCGGUACGGAUGAGAUCGGCAAGGAUCCCGAGCCAUCGGAGGCGGACGAGAGCUUGCACCUGCUGCUUCUCGCGCGUGUUCUUGCCAUCGCGGCCCAUGGCCAACUGCACCCUCUCGGCGUUCCCGAAGUCAAGUACAUCUGGGGCGACUUCUCGACAGUGCCCGCGCUCCCGUGGUCAUUCAAGUACAACCUCGAGACCCCGCUGCAUAUCCUCGAGUCCAUGGACGUUGACUUCUUCGCCAACCCGCAGUACGACACAUGGGUGCUCAACACGCUCUACGCCAAGUUCCGCGGCACCGCGAGCGCGCGUAAGAACCCGCUCGAUGGCAAACCAGAUGUCGCCGCUGUGCACCCAUACUGGUGUCUCGCGAACCAUGACUGCGACCCCAAUGUGUCUUGGGACUGGGCCGGUCGUAUCGUCCUCACCGCGCGCCCUGAGCGCAUCAACCUCGAGGCUGGGCUGCGUAAGGGCGAAGAGGUCCUCAACCACUACUGCGACAUCCGACUCCCCGUUGACGAGCGCCGAGAGUGGGCCAAGGGACCUCUUGGUGGUGCGUGCCAGUGUGACCGCUGCCGUCGUGAAGCUGGCGAGGUGUAA